GGGGACCGAACCCCUCCCCCAGUCCCCGUCUUUCAGGGGUAAAGCCCGGCUCGCAACGAGUCCUAACGGUGCCCCUGCUGGGCUCCAACUUGAGACAGGCCUGCCUCUGCCUCCCACAGCCUCGGGAUCAAGGGCGUGAGCCACACCCAGCUCAAGGCCGGUUCCCGGCAGGGAGCGCAGGUCGGUGGCCGAGGCCCGGUCCCGCGGUGACGCAGCCGCGCCAGGCCGGCGAGCCCUGCUGACUUCACAGAGGGCCGCGCCGGCCUCCCAGCCUCGGCCGGGCCCGCCAGGCCCCGCGGCUCGCGACAGACGCCCUGCCCGCCGUACAGUGGGCGCUCGGGGCCUCCCGGCGGGACUCCGGCUGCAGGGGCUACAACGCGGGCGUCCAUUGGCUCCGCUCUGCCCAAUUGACAGGGGCUCCCAAGGGCUCUUGGGAUUGGCUGAAGCUCCGGUCUCGGUGGCCAAUCGGCGGUGUCCGGACAUUCAAAAACUGAAUUCAGGGCAGGAAGGGCACCGGAGUGCAGCUGUCCCCGGAGCCCACCGCAGCCGCGACCAGGAGCACAGGCUCUGGGCUGACAGCUGAAGCCAUGUCCGGGGAUGCAACCAGGACCUUGAGGAAAGGAAGCUGUCCCCCAGGCCCAGUCCCCGAGGGGCUCGUCCGAGACUACAGCAUGAGGUUCUGCCCCUACUCACACAGGACCAGGCUGGUCCUCAAGGCCAAAGGCAUCAGACAUGAAGUUGUCAACAUUAUCCUGCAAAGCAAGCCCUACUGGUACUACAGAAAACACCCUUUUGGCUAAAUUCCUGUCCUGGAGAAUAGUCAGUGCCAACUGAUCUAUGAGUCAGUCGGUCAUCACCUGGACGACACGUACCCGGGAAGGAAGCUGUUUCCGUAUGACACUUAUGAACGGGCAUGCCAAAAGAUGUUACUGGAGCUGUUCUGUAAGGUCCCGCAUUUGACCAAGGAGUGUCUGGUGGCGCUGAGAUGCGGGAGAGAAUGCGCUGACCUGAAGGCGGCCCUGCGGCAGGAGUUCCGCAACCUGGAAGAGAUCCUUGGCUAUCAGAACACCACCUUCUUCGGCGGAGACCACAUAACCAUGAUCGAUGACCUCUUCUGGCCCUGGUUCGAGCGGCUGGAUGUGUACGGGAUCGCAGAGCCCUCCUGGCUGCUGGCUCCUCCGUGUUGUGCCGAGUAAACAGUUCCCAGGUGCUACUCCCUGCCAGCUGGACAGAAAUGCGUCUGCGUGGUGAAGCUGGGCCGUCUGCAGUGCCAUCUGCUCCGGAUGUGGAGUCCCGUUGCCAUGGUACCCAAACUGAUGCGGGGUAAGUGUGUGAAUCAGAGUCCGGGGAUCCGAGGAGGGAAGAGAGGGCCAUCUCUGAUGCCUGUCCUAGGGCUUAACUUUACAGCCAUAAAACCUGUGUGCUAGCGAGUGUUUGGUGCAGGACCCAAACCCCUGCGAUGCCACAGAAAAAGGCGUCCCUGGGUCCCCAGAUAAAAGCAUUCUCUUGGGCUCCUCGUACUUCUUUAGACAUAAGAAUGGAGGGGAGGGAGGGUGGAGAAAAGUGCUGGUGGAAAAAGUGCAGGCUGCUGGUCCAGGGCCUGGUGGGGUCCAAAUGCCACGUGGGUGGGUAUGGUAUCCACAGGCUGCCGGGGUCCUGGUCGCUUGCACUGCUGUUCCCUCC
This is a messenger RNA of Heterocephalus glaber (naked mole-rat), 1683 nucleotides long. Lineage: Eukaryota; Metazoa; Chordata; Mammalia; Rodentia; Bathyergidae. The record is from RefSeq and is a predicted model, not a curated record.